Diaporthe batatas is the source of this 3240-nucleotide messenger RNA. RefSeq lists its product as uncharacterized. The record is from RefSeq and is a predicted model, not a curated record. Gene Ontology annotation, molecular function: metal ion binding; protein binding. The transcript has 5 exons. The coding region runs from base 1 to 3240 and encodes 1079 amino acids. Lineage: Eukaryota; Fungi; Ascomycota; Sordariomycetes; Diaporthales; Diaporthaceae.
AUGUCUACGGGCCCUGAAUUUGCAGCCGGCCAGCGCCUCUCCUAUGACGGGGCGCUCUGCACCGUUCGGUAUGUUGGCCAGGUCAGCGGGACUGCCGGGGACUGGCUCGGCGUAGAAUGGGACGACCCAUCACGGGGCAAACACGACGGCUCACACAAGGGUGUGAGAUAUUUCGCAUGCCGCUCCAGGUCCCCAAAGGCCGCAUCUUUUGUCCGCCCCACGAGGCCGGCAGAUCAGCCGCGGACCUUCCUGCAGGCCCUUCAUGAGAAGUACGCUCCAGCUGCCGCAGCGGACCAUGCGCAGGCGUCGUCGGGCCAGCAGAUCGUCAUCUCGGGCAAGGUCGCCGAGGAGAUCGGCUUCGACAAGAUCCGCAGGCAGCAGGCUCAGCUGGGCGAGCUGAGGAUCGUCAUCCUCGACGGCCUGCGCGUCUCGUCGGCAUCGGCGCUCGGCGAGCAGCCCAUCACAGAGGUCUGCCCCAGGGUUGUUGAGCUGGACGUCAGCCGCAGCUUGGUUGUUGACUUCGGGGAGAUCGUUGGCGUGUGCUCUCAGCUCAAGGCGCUGCGCCGUCUGGGACUCAACGGAAACCGAUACCAGGAGUCACUGAUCGCAGGGCUCGACACGGAACAGGCGCGGGAGGCCUUUGGCUCUGUGAGAGAGCUUGCACUCGAUGAGACUCUCAUGGGCUGGGAAAGCAUCUGCCACAUAUCUCGCUGCUUCCAGUCUCUGGCAAUCCUGCACGCCAGCACCAACCAGCUGUCCCGGAUCUCCCCGUUGGGCGCCACCACAGCGACACAGACGCUGACCACGCUCUAUCUCGAACACAAUGACUUCACGGCGCUCAGCGACCUCGCCUGUCUCGGCCAACUGGCCCUGCUGAAGAACCUGCACCUCAAGGGCAACAAUAUCUCCACCAUCACCGCUGACCCGUCCCAGGAAACACCAGUCUUCAGCGGCACGCUAACCCACGUUGACAUAUCGUACAACAAGAUCAGCAGCUGGUCUUUCGUGGACGCCCUGCCAGACUCCUUCCCAGGCCUGAACUCCCUCCGCCUGGCUCACAACCCCGUGUACGAAGACCCAGGCUUCGACAAGUCCAGCACUACAGCCUCAGCCGCCGGCUCAGCUGGUUCCAAGGCCACCGUGACGGAGGAGGCAUACAUGAUCACUGUCGCGCGUCUAGCCUGCCUACAAACCCUGAACUUCAGCUCCGUCACGCCCACGGACCGCACGAACGCCGAGAUGUUUUACCUGUCCCGGAUAGGCCGGCAGCUCGCAUCCGUGCCUGAAAGCCACGAGGCCGAGGCAGCGGUCACAGCCCAGCACCGGAGGUACGCGGAGCUGUGCGAGUUGUACGAUGAGCCAGUCGUGGUGCGGAGGAAGGAGGUCAACCCUGCCUUCCUGGAGGCGAGGCUUGUCAACGUCGCAUUCCGGUUUUGUCCGUCAGGGGGAGGGGAUGGCGUGAAGGUGGUGGAGAAACACGCGCAGAUACCGAAGACGUCCGACAUCUAUGCCGUCAAGGGCAUCGCAGGCAGACUGUUUGGACACGAACCACUCGAGCUUCGCCUGAUCUGGGAGACGGGUGAAUGGGACCCGGUGGCGGGCUUGGAUGACGCGGGCGACAACAGUGAUGAGGAAUACGAGCAUGCAGCCGGAGGGCAGGAGGCCUUGGGUGGCGCCCAGGCUGCUCGCGACGACGCGAGCGCACACCUGGACAGCAGCAAGACUGGCCGGUGGAUAAAACGCGAGGAGGAGCUGAGGGACUCCCCUAGACAAUUCGGUUUCUGUGUCGAUGGGCUUGACAUUUCAAUUAGGGCUGGCAGGCGAAUUGGUGGAAACAGACACAAGCUGAGGCACACAGCUUGCGCCCACUUGUUUGGCAAGCAGUCAACGGUACCGCUCUCCGGCCGAAUGCUAUAUGAUCAGAGGUACUCCUUUCAUUUCUUCGUUCGGGCACUCCAUGCCACCCACCCACCACUGCGACCAGUUGCAGCCAUGCAGCCCAGACUGGACUACUACAUUGUCCGCCCAGACACGAAAGAUGGCAGACCCGGACCGAUCGUGCCCCUCGUUGCCGCCGACCAGCUUCCCGAGUGGAUGCAACUCGUGGGCGUGGCCCGCGAGCUCGACGCCAGGCAGACCAUCGGACUGACUAACCUCGGAAUCGUUGAGGCGGAUGAAGACAGCACCUUUGAGGUGCGGUUGCGCCAUGACAAGACCCAGGCCCGGGCCAUUCCCAGCUGUGCAUAUGAUGCAACGGAUUCAUACUCGCCGGGAAAUGGGAAGGCUAAAGCAGAGGCAACACAAGACGAGAGGACUACACCCAUUUGUGAGACCAAGAUCAAGACCAGCGAGAAGGCUGGCAGUGACGAUUCAGCUAUCUCGUCGGACAACUCCAAAAACGCCGGGCCAUAUGUCGUCGACAAGACACCGCAGCACGGCCACUCAAGCGAGCGUGUGCUCAGCGCCUCCCGCCACAACUUGGCGACCUCUGUUCAGGCCUGUCGCAGCAACGAGAGGCCUCUUCGCCCGCACAUGGCCAAGGCCACUUUGGAUGAGUCGCGGCGCGCUUGUCCCAAGCACAGCACCGUCAAGCAAGACAAGCAGCCUGCCACGGCCGUUUGCCGUCAUUGGUGCUACCACGGGACGUGCAAGUGGGGCCCGCAGUGCCGUUACGCGCAUCGCAUGCCCACAACCGUGGAGGGCUUGCGCGAGAUAGGGCUUAAGGGCUUCCCGACCUGGUACAUUCUCAUGGUGGGCGACGGCGGCAGCGAGCUACCAGGGUUGUCCAGCCUUGACGCCAGGCUCAGACGGCUCGAAGACGUGCAGCCUUCUACCCGGCAGCACACGAGGCAGCACACGAGGCAGCACACGACGACCCAGCAGCCGCAGCCACCCGUCGGCCCCGGCGUGCAUCCCACACAGGGCCAGCGACCACCACGCCGGCAGAAUGGCAUCGGCCAUACGAACAUAUGCGCUGAUGCGAUCAACAUCCGGCGGCAGGCAGAUCCUCAGCAGCAGACCAGAGGCAGUAUCCCAGUGGUCGCGCCAGUCCGAGCCGCGGCGAUGUUGGGGGUUGAGUAUGGUCGCGACAGCGGUAACAACGGCGAAGGGUGCAUCCUACCUGAGAGGAGACGCGCGCGAGCCAGAAACGACCGGGCCGACGUGACGAAUGCGAGAAGCCCGGGGGUUGUGGCAGGCCAUGCCGGCUGCGGAGAGGAGAAGCUCGUGGAUGUUGACUGA